GCAUAUACCCCUAUGAAUUGAUCCCUAUUGACUCUGAGACUCGUAUCACCCUCUGUACCCAUAUAGCUUGACCCACAACAGGCUGUAGCAUAAAAAGAGCAAGGUACCAGACUGUUAUAUGUGUGCCAGCCGCUGUACCCAUGAUAUCUUGACCCACAGAAGGUGAUGCUCAGUGUGGUCCAGCGAGCGACAUCAGCAAGGAACCUCGUCAGGCAGUAUUGUUGUUCAUUCUCAGCAGCACACAGUCGCUGGAGACCUGCUCAGAGUGCACCGUACCAGAACAGCACUGCAGCCAUGUCUACUUCUGCAGUGCCGUCUGUCGCUGUCAAGACUCGUGGCAUUGAAAAGAGCGUGUGGGUUGAGUUUAUCCAGCUGGCAUUGGAGGUCAAGCCAUUAAAUCUUGGUCAGGGCUUCCCUGACUUUGCCGCGCCAGACUACGUUCGGAAGGCGCUUGCCGAGGCUUCCACCAGUGAGACCAAUGUGCUCCUGAACCAGUACACUCGGGGCUUUGGUCACCCACGCCUUGUCAAUGCCCUCGCAAAGGUGUACUCCAAAGCCCUGGGCCGAGAGCUCAACCCAAUGACGGAAGUUUUGGUGACGGCAGGCGCGUACGAGGCGCUCUUUGUCACCAUCAUGGGUUUGGUUGACCCUGGGGAUGAGGUCAUCAUCAUCGAGCCGUUUUUUGACUGCUACUACCCACAGGUCAAGCUGGCCGGUGGCACUCCAGUCUUUGUGCCUCUUCGCCCACGGAAGACCGAGGGAGUGACCAGCUCGGAAGACUGGGCGCUGGACCCUGACGAGCUUGCUGCCGCCUUCAACAGCAAGACCAAGGCCAUUGUUGUCAACACACCAAACAACCCGCUGGGGAAGGUGUACAAGCGCGAGGAGCUGAUGAUGAUUGCAGACUUGUGCAAGAAGCAUAACAGUGUCGCCAUCAUGGACGAAGUGUAUGAAUGGAUGACCUACACGGGCCAGGAACAUGUCAGGAUGGCCACCCUGCCAGGCAUGUGGGAGCGCACCAUCACCAUUGGCUCAGCUGGUAAGACUUUCUCCGUCACCGGCUGGAAGACUGGCUGGGCAUACGGUCCGGCCUACCUCCUCAAGGGGCCACAGGUCAUCCACCAACACUCUGUCUAUACAUGCACCACCCCUGUACAGGAGGCGGUGGCGCAGGGCUUCGAGGAGGAGCUCAAGCGCUACGGAACCCCUGAGUGCUACUUCAACUCUCUUCCGGCGGAGCUCGAGGUUAAGCGUGACGCAAUUGUGAAGAUCCUGAGCGAAGCCGGACUCAACCCGAUUGUUCCUGAGGGCGGCUACUUCAUCAUGGCGGAUGUGAGGGACAUUGCCAGCAAGGUCGACAUCGGAGGAGACCCAAAUGAACGUAAGGACUUCAGGUUCGUCAAGUGGCUGUCGCGGAACCGUAAGCUGCAGGGCAUUCCUCCUUCGGCAUUUUUCUCACCCGAGCACGGAGAUAUCGGAGAGAACUACAUCCGCUUCUGCUUCAUCAAGGAGGACAAGAAUCUGGAGAAAGCCGGAGAGAUUCUUCGUGCCCUCAAGAAGGACAUCGAUGAAGGGAAAGUGUAAUUAUUAAGACUCCAUGACUUGUUACCAGCAUGCAGCAUUACUCCAUGUAUAGGAAAAUAUGUUUAUAUCCUGAUGAUUGUGGUGGGAGAAUAUAAUCUUGUUGAUGACGAAUAAACUGUAAAUUUAU
Eriocheir sinensis (Chinese mitten crab) is the source of this 1711-nucleotide messenger RNA. RefSeq names its product kynurenine aminotransferase-like (gene Kyat). Lineage: Eukaryota; Metazoa; Arthropoda; Malacostraca; Decapoda; Varunidae. Gene Ontology annotation, cellular component: mitochondrion; cytoplasm. The transcript is spliced from 11 exons. Gene Ontology annotation, biological process: biosynthetic process. Gene Ontology annotation, molecular function: L-kynurenine:2-oxoglutarate transaminase activity; pyridoxal phosphate binding. Bases 166 to 1584 code for a protein of 472 amino acids. The record is from RefSeq and is a predicted model, not a curated record.